UGGCGCGAGGCCGGCGCUCUCGCGGGAAUCGGCUGAGGCGUUGGGGCGGCCUGGCGGGCGUCCAAGAGAGGCGGCACGAUGGAGAAGCGGGGCCGGGGCGGGAAGCAGCCCUCGACGCCGGCGCCUCAGCAGCCGCCGAUGACGCCUCGCAAAGAGAGGAGGCCUAGCAUGUUCGAGAAGGAGGCAUACGCACAAAUUUUAAGAGAAAGACUGAGAGAAUCAAUUCAUGAUGUUCAGUACGUAGAGCCUCCAUUUGAUGACUCAAUUGCUGACAUAGGUAAAGAAUGGAAGAGUGCCCUGGCAAAACUAAAGUUUGCUAAUUCAUAUAGAAUGGAGCCACUGAAAAAAUUCCAGGCUCAUUCAGUGGAAACGAAAGUCCAGCAGAUAUUAAAGGAAAGUCUGAAAGAUGUCAAAUACGAUGACAAAGUCUUCUCUCAUCUGUCGCUUGAAUUAGCAGACCGCAUAUUGUUAGCGGUCAAAGAAUUUGGGUACCACCGUUAUAAGUUCAUUAUAAAAGUAUUAUUGAUUCAAAAGACGGGCCAGGCAAUCAACGUUGCCAGCAGAUGGAUCUGGGAUGUUGCCUGGGACAGCUGGGUUGCUGCGAAACAUGAAGCUGAAACUUACGUGGCAUUAGUCUUAGUAUUUGCUCUUUACUGUGAAUAGCUUGUUACAUGUACUAAAGAGUGUUUACUUCUCAACUUUUCAAAAAUACAUGAAAUUUAUAGAUUUGUGAACCUCAGUAGUUUUGAUCAGCUGUAUUUCUGUAUCUCCAAUUGAAGUUUCUUAAUUGUAGUCUUUUAAUAACAAAGUUGAAGCUAGAUUUUUACCUUUAGACUUACUAGUUAUAUUUAUUAACACUGUAUUACCCAGAGUAUAAAAAUAUGAGGUACAUGUAUAUGCCUUUUUCAUAUAUAUAUAUAUAUGAAUAUAUGAAUGCUUAUAGCGGAUUCUAACAUAGGGAAAUUAUUUAUCAUCGUAGUUAGAUUUAAGAAAAUUAGAAUUUGCUACAGGAUAUUAUGAUGCAAGCUUGUAAAAUGUCAAAUUAAGUAAACAUUAAGAUAGAUUUUUGGAACACUUCCAAAGGCAGAUAUUUUGAAUGGUAUAUUAAUAUAUUACAUGCAUUAUUUUGGAAGACAUUACCAAGUUUGAAAGAAAGAUGUUGGUAUAUUUAAUACUUCCCUAACACCUCUCUCUCCAAUCAAAACACUUGCAAGUGUGCAGUCUAUUUGUAAGUCCAUUAGUUAGGCUCUUUUUAGCUGCAAGAACCAAAAAACCUAACGUAAUUAUUUUUAAAAAAGAGAAAAUUGUAUUUCCCAGGCAUUUUGAUCAAGGAUCUGGGUUCUUUCUGUCUUCCUACCCUCCCCCAGACUUCUAUGUGCAUCUGCUUAACUGGGUAGCAUUUACCUGUGUUCCUGUCUCUACAUGGGGCAUGAUUCACUCCCUGGGCUAGGGCUGGAGUUCACCUUCCCUGAAGCAUACCGCCCUGUGGAGAGUGAAUUCCACUAUCAGUCCCGGCUCCUCCAGCAGGGAAGCAGGGGGUGGGUUUGGGGGAGGCAACCAGGUGUCUGUGAAAA
Messenger RNA from Hippopotamus amphibius kiboko, 1574 nucleotides. It is a transcript of the gene DYNLT2, whose product is annotated as dynein light chain Tctex-type 2. Lineage: Eukaryota; Metazoa; Chordata; Mammalia; Artiodactyla; Hippopotamidae. Gene Ontology annotation, molecular function: dynein intermediate chain binding. Gene Ontology annotation, biological process: microtubule-based movement. Gene Ontology annotation, cellular component: cytoplasm; cytoplasmic dynein complex. The transcript has 4 exons. The record is from RefSeq and is a predicted model, not a curated record. The coding region runs from base 79 to 663 and encodes 194 amino acids.